Messenger RNA from Saprolegnia parasitica CBS 223.65, 709 nucleotides. Its product is annotated as histone H3. Gene Ontology annotation, cellular component: nucleosome. The record is from RefSeq and is a predicted model, not a curated record. Gene Ontology annotation, molecular function: DNA binding; structural constituent of chromatin; protein heterodimerization activity. The coding region runs from base 149 to 559 and encodes 136 amino acids. The transcript has a single exon. NCBI's taxonomy places the organism in Eukaryota, Oomycota, Saprolegniomycetes, Saprolegniales, Saprolegniaceae.
AACAGGCGUCCCCGGCUGCCAUUUAUUGGGGCUCUGAUUGGUGGAAAUAUCGUGAAAAGAUCGAGCGGACGCGACGUGAUUGGUGGAAAUACCCUUCCAGCAUAUAGCGGAUUCAUUUUUCGAUUUCCACCGACUACAACAAGCAACCAUGGCCCGUACGAAGCAGACCGCGCGCAAGUCCACGGGCGGCAAGGCGCCCCGCAAGCAGCUGGCCACGAAGGCCGCCCGCAAGUCCAUGCCCGCCACCGGCGGCGUGAAGAAGCCCCACCGCUACCGCCCGGGUACGGUCGCGCUCCGCGAGAUCCGCCGGUACCAGAAGUCGACGGACCUCCUGAUCCGCAAGCUGCCGUUCCAGCGCCUCGUCCGUGAGAUCGCCCAGGACUACAAGACGGAUCUGCGUUUCCAGACGACGGCCAUCCUGGCGCUGCAGGAAGCCGCCGAGGCCUACCUUGUCUCGCUCUUUGAGGAUACCAACUUGUGCGCGAUCCACGCCAAGCGCGUGACCAUCAUGCCCAAGGACAUCCACUUGGCCCGCCGUAUCCGCGGUGAACGCACGUAAACGGCGCGUAUGUGUGUCUCUCUUUUUACCCCCAAUUGUGAUGUGCAUGCGACGCACCGCCUGUAUCGUCUUCCGAGCGCCGCAGUGCAUUGUGGCCGGGGAUUAUAUAUUUUAAAAGCAACGAGAUAAAGAAUCGUCUUGAUGAAUCCA